AUGUCCGCUGGGCAGAAGUACUUUCGGAGGACAACCGAUGCUAGCCCUGCAAAGGACUCAGUCAAUGCGACCGCCGUCGCCCUAACUCAACCGCCCCAUACGCCCAUAGUUGACACUAGUCUCACCGCUGCCUCCACCCUCACGCGCAAGGUCGAUGAUAACACCGUCGGCCCCUUGGGACUGAGCCUAGUCUACUCCCCCGUCGAGGAGCCCACGACGGACUUCAUUUUUGUCCAUGGGCUCGGCGGCGGCUCUAGGAAAACGUGGAGCAAGACACCUUCUCCCGACCACUUUUGGCCGCAACAAUGGCUCCCCCUCGAGCCAGUUUUCCAAAAAGUGCGAAUCCACACUUAUGGUUACAGCUGCGACUGGACGAAACGAAAUCUGGACAUCUGCAAUGUCCACGACUUCGGGAAGGGGCUCCUCAGCGAGAUAAGCACGUCGCCGCUACUUGCUGAUGCUGAAACACCCCUUGUGCUAGUUGGUCAUAGCAUGGGAGGCUUGGUCAUCAAGAAGGCAUACAUUCUUGCUCGGCAGAAUGCACUGUACCGGCCCAUAGCAAAACGGUUCCACACGAUAUACUUCCUUGCCACGCCGCAUCGAGGGUCUGACUCCGCACAGCUUCUCAACAAUCUCCUUCGCGUGGCUGGUCUCUCUCGCGCCUACAUUGCCGACCUUCAGAGGGGGUCACUUAACAGUCAGUCAAUCAAUGACGAAUUCAGGCAGUACUCGGGCGAUGUCCAGCUGUGGUCAUUUUACGAGUUACGAAAGACAUCGGCGGGGAUAUUCAAUGCGCUUAUUGUCGAUCCGGAAUCUGCAACGCUUGGAUACGAUGGGGAACGGCAGACGCCCAUCGAUGCCAACCACCGUUCGAUCUGCAAAUUUGAUUCACCUACGAACCCUAAUUAUCGGGUACUCUUGCAAUCUUUCUCUACCACGAUUCGGGACAUCGAAACCUCGCGGCUGGAAUUUAUGGAAAGGCAGAGACGGGACCAGUUCAAGAAAUUCGAGCAGUACCUGAUGGUCCCCGAAUCCCCCGAGAAUGACCUCAUAUCCUUCCAGGAUACUCUAGUACCCGGGACCUGCGAUUGGUUGCUGUCCCGCGAGAAAUUCACUCAGUGGCAGGAUUUCUCCUCUUACGGCCCGACUCUCUUUUGGCUCCGUGGUCAGCCAGGGGGCGGCAAGUCCACUUUAGCCAGCCAUGUUAUUAAUCACCUCCAGAAAGCUUCUCAGCAGUGUAGCUAUUUCUUCUUCAAGCGUGGUGAUAAAUUCAAGAUGCGGCUUGGCGACUGCUUUCGUUCUCUUGCUUUCCAGAUGGGGUUGGCUGACCCCCAAGUCCUAGAGAAGCUCCUUCGUAUGCGGAAUGAGGGCGUUGGAAUCGAUGGAGAUGACGUCCGGAGCCUUUGGCGUAAGGUGUUCGAAGCUGGCGUUCUAGCUGUCACUCCAUCAGCCCCGGAACGCUACUGGGUCAUCGAUGGACUUGAUGAAUGCAGCAGCGAUGGCUCAGCGUUAUCUUUCCUUUUGUUGAAACUGGAAGACGCCACCUCCUUGCGGGUCUUUAUCACAAGUAGGGAGUCGGAAGAGUUGGAGAGCUGUGCGCAACGCUUGCACAUGCAUGACGGCCGGACCUACUGCGAACGUCUGUCGCCAUCAGACACCCUCGCGGACAUGGACACGCUGAUUCGGACAAGGAUGGAGACUUGGACCAUGUGGGAUGAAAGAGAUCGGGCUGCUCUCGGAGCGAAGAUCCUGGUCAAAUCGAGUGGUUCUUUCUUGUGGUCCGUCCUGGUCCUUGACAGGAUGAUUUUGGCACACGGAAAAGAACAGAUCAACAGGGUCUUGGAGGAGAUGCCGUCUGAGAUGGAAUCGACGCCAGGAAUUCCCGAAAACAAACCCUUGGCGAAAUCCAAUCUGACGUGGGGUUCGGCCGAGCAAAUUGGCAAGUUAAGCGCAUCCUUCCCUGUUCCGACGUAA
Messenger RNA from Dichotomopilus funicola, 1974 nucleotides. RefSeq names its product protein SERAC1. The coding region runs from base 1 to 1974 and encodes 657 amino acids. NCBI's taxonomy places the organism in Eukaryota, Fungi, Ascomycota, Sordariomycetes, Sordariales, Chaetomiaceae. The transcript is spliced from 3 exons. The record is from RefSeq and is a predicted model, not a curated record.